CGACAGUACAUUGGGCAACUUCUUUGUGAGGAGGCAGGUGCUGAGGUGUUGUCUGUUAAUCGAGGGCAGAACCCAGGGAUGUAGGGUUAGUUUUAAUAAAAAGGACGAUGAGGUGACACUGAAAGUUCGCUGCAAAGAUGCAAAGAAUCCUCGAAGACCAUGUUAACAGAAUCAAUACGAAAGUAAAUGGGAGAAACAUCCUGCUAGCCACCGGUGUUACAUGUCUAGGGGCCUAUGGUGCACGGAAACUGUUUCAAUGCGCCUACCCAAAAAUCGUAGACAAGUUUCAAGGCAAUUCUUCGGUUGAUAAUGCCAAAAGGAGUAUUAAUUUCUUGACGACGCCUCCAGAUGAUGGCGAAGUUGCUAAAAAUGAAAAGAAACCGGGCUCACCACGUGUCAAUUUUGAUUUUGUGAAAGAGCUUUACAAAUUGAUUCGUGUUAUUUUGCCUGGAAUAUGGACAAAAGAAUUUGGAUUUCUCACGCUUCAUUCUGGUGCACUUGUAACCAGAACGUUUUUAUCCAUAUAUGUUGCUGCUUUAGAUGGUCGACUGGCAAGAAGCAUUGUUCAGAAAGAUGUUAAGAAGUUUUUAGCAUAUUUGUUAAAAUGGAUACUGGUUGCAGUUCCAUGUUCAUUUAUAAACAGUUUGCUUAGGUAUCUGGAGAAAAAAUUAAGCCUCGCAUUUAGGAACAGGCUUGUUACACAUUCAUACAAUCUCUACUUUGAUAAGCAAACUUAUUAUAAAAUUGGAAACUUAGAUAAUAGGCUUGUAAACCCAGAUGAAUGUUUGACAGAAGAUCUAAGACUUUUUGCAGAUUCAGUGGCACAUCUUUACUCCCACAUAACUAAGCCAUUGCUAGAUAUCAUUGUCAUUUGUUUCACAUUGAAAGGAAUUGCCUCAAAACGUGGCAGUUCUUGGGCUGUGCCACUGUCACUGGCAACACUUGUCACAUUUGCCACCAGUGAAAUUUUGAAGACAUUUUCACCUCGUUUUGGGAAGCUUGUAUCUGAAGAAUCACAAAAACGUGGAUACCUCAGGUAUAUUCACUCAAGGAUAAUCACAAACUCAGAAGAGAUCGCUUUUUAUGGUGGACACAAGGUGGAACUUAACUUGCUGAAAAGAAGCUACAAAGCACUGUCAAAUCAGAUUGAACUCAUAUUGUCAAAACGUCUUUGGUACAUUAUGCUGGAGCAAUUUUUGAUGAAAUAUUUAUGGAGUGCUAGUGGAAUGGUGAUGACGGCCCUACCAAUUAUUUAUGGUUCAGACAAUUUGCCCAAUGAUGAGAUAAAAGAUGGUGGAGAUGCAAUCAGUGAAAGAGCUCAAGCUUUUACAAUAUCACGUAAUCUUUUGGUUUCUGGUGCAGAUGCCAUUGAGAGAAUAUUUUCAUCUUAUAAAGAGAUAAUCGAGCUUGCUGGAUAUACACACAGAGUCUCGCAAAUGAUAAAUGUUUUUGAAGACAUAAACAAAGGGCAUUUUGUCAAGACUGGUAAAUUGAAAGAGAUAUCACAAGCGAAAAAUUAUGGUGUUCUGGAAGUAGAUUCUUUAGAUGGGGGUCUGGGUCAUGGCCAAGUCGUUGAUCUGCAAGGAUUGAUGAAGGUUCAAGCCAAGAAGACUGAUGGUGACAUUAUGCUGCAGAAUAUAUCAAUCAUUACACCCGGGGGUGAUGUCGUUGUUCCAAAUUUGUCGUUACAGAUUGACUCGAGCACCCAUCUGCUAAUCGCCGGACCAAAUGGUUGUGGAAAGAGCUCCUUGUUCAGGAUACUAAGUGGAUUGUGGCCUGUUUUCGGAGAUGGUCAGCUUGCAAUCCCUUCACCUCAAGAAAUGUUCUACAUUCCACAAAGGCCUUACAUGACUGUUGGUUCCUUGCGAGAUCAGGUGAUUUACCCAGACACCUUUGCGGACUUUAAAUCAAAAGGAGUGACAGAGGCAGAAUUAGCUGAAAUUCUUGACAAUGUAUAUCUUGGGUAUCUCGUUGCAAGAGAAGGGGGCUGGGAUGCAGUUAACGAUUGGAUGGAUGUGUUGUCCGGAGGUGAAAAGCAACGAAUGGGAAUGGCCAGAUUGUUUUAUCACAUGCCAAAGUAUGCCUUGCUCGAUGAAUGCACUAGUGCUGUCAGUAUUGAUGUCGAGGGCAGCAUUUUCCAGAAAGCCAAGGAUCGUGGGAUAGCGUUGUUAACUAUUUCCCAUCGGCCAUCUUUGUGGAAAUUUCACACACAUUUGCUACAGUUUGAUGGUGAAGGAGGUUGGCGGUUGGAAAUGCUUAAUACUGCCACACGGCUCACACUGCGUGAAGAAAAAGAGAAGCUAGAAACACAGCUUGCGGGAGUCCCUGAAAUGCAGCGAAGGCUGAACGAGCUUUGUACUCUUCUUGGUGAAGAUUCUGUCUUGAACAUAGCAAUAGAUCAAUAGCGAGUUGUCAGAUUUAUCACGUAAUUUCAUCUUCAAAUUAUAGGCUCUUUAAAUUGUUUCUUAACCUAGUAAUUUCUGAAUGUGUUCAUAAAAUUCAUGUUAAUGUUUGUUUGGUAAUCUAUUUUUAUUUUUGAGAUAGAGCAACAUUUUAACGUUUUGUUCGAUGCUCUAGUAAGGGGGAAGGGGGACUAUCCUGGACCUAAAUUUGCUGACGUCAGACAGCUCCUCGGAGUAGGCUUUCGUUUUACAAAGACUUUUGCUAAUGUAUCGUAGCAAUGGAUGUCUUACUUGCAGUCGAGCAACAUCGUUUAUGGACCAUUGAGAAUAUCUUUAUUUGCACGUGACUGAUAAGAUAAAGCUAAUUGGCCCAAAAAAUGACAGGUUUGAUUGAAACUUUCUCAUUUUAAGGCUCUUUAUGCUUAUCAAAUUCAAUGAGACAUUUGAAACAACAGCGCUUUUCAAGUAUUUCUUGGCUGCAAUUUCGACUUAAACUGUAUCUUUUCAAAAUUAGUCGCUGAAAAGUAGGCAUACUUUUGUCAUAAAUAGAAAUUUCCAUUGCCAAUGGCGUUUAUUGUAAUUGGAUGCAUUGAAUUUGAAAUGUUUGUCAAUUGUUGACAAUUGUUCAACUUAUUGGUGAGAAUAUUUAAUUUUGAGAAUUAGAAAGCUGCCUGUUUUAAGAAAUAUAUGCUUUGGAAAGAAACUUCUUACAUUUUUGCAUUCUUCUGCAGUUGCCUUAAUUGAAAAUUAUCUGGUUAUUCCUUACUGUAGUGUCCAAA
This is a messenger RNA of Rhopilema esculentum, 3181 nucleotides long. Its product is annotated as ATP-binding cassette sub-family D member 2. The record is from RefSeq and is a predicted model, not a curated record. Gene Ontology annotation, molecular function: ATP binding; long-chain fatty acid transmembrane transporter activity; ABC-type transporter activity. Gene Ontology annotation, cellular component: peroxisomal membrane. Lineage: Eukaryota; Metazoa; Cnidaria; Scyphozoa; Rhizostomeae; Rhizostomatidae. Gene Ontology annotation, biological process: long-chain fatty acid import into peroxisome; peroxisome organization; fatty acid beta-oxidation.